Molecule: messenger RNA, 351 nt
Organism: Torulaspora globosa
Lineage: Eukaryota; Fungi; Ascomycota; Saccharomycetes; Saccharomycetales; Saccharomycetaceae
Exons: 1
Coding region: 1-351 (116 amino acids)
Source: RefSeq, a predicted model, not a curated record
AUGGAAUCACUAUCGAAGCUGGGCGACUUUUGCCUGAAAGCGCUGAAGCAUACCUACACACUCUACAAGAGAAAGAUGCUGCCGUUGGACUGGAUUACAUUGUUCCGAACCCUUACCAUCUGCAACACCAUUCUCUACUGUCUAUGCCACUGGAGCAUCGAUUUUGUUGAAAGCAAAAUCGAAAUGCAACAAUGUGCCGAAAUCCUACAACAUUUCGGAGAGAAGUGGGGUCUUCACCAAGAAAUGCGCCGUUGUGUUCCAAAACAUCAGCACCACUAUUCUCGACAUCUGUCUCAGCUCCGGACAGGCCCCCAAUAUGGAGAAGCUCAGGAGAGAACUAUUCGGGACUAG